Messenger RNA from Nomascus leucogenys (northern white-cheeked gibbon), 411 nucleotides. RefSeq names its product striatin-like. NCBI's taxonomy places the organism in Eukaryota, Metazoa, Chordata, Mammalia, Primates, Hylobatidae. The record is from RefSeq and is a predicted model, not a curated record. The annotation marks the transcript as partial. The transcript is spliced from 2 exons.
UAGUAGAAUAUUUUUAAAGGUAAAUAUUGACGGAUGGAAAAUAAGGCUUAUGAUAGCAUUUUGAUGCAGUUGGAUAAUUCUCUUUUCUCUUUAUUGUCUCCUCCCAACCCCCCCCCCCUUUUUUGGCUAGGGCACAAUAGGUCAAAACUACAAGAUAUGCUUGCUAAUUUGAGAGAUGUUGAUGAAAUUCCUUCAUUGCAGCCAUCUGUGGGUUCACCUUCCAGACCCAAUAGCUCCAGGCUUCCUGAACAUGAAAUUAAUAGGGCAGAUGAAGUGGAAGCAUUGACAUUUCUUCCUUCUUCUGGAAAGUCAUUCAUCAUGGGAGCAGAUGAAGCCCUUGAAAGUGAACUGGGUCUUGGAGAACUAGCAGGCCUUACAGUGGCCAAUGAAGCAGACUCACUAACUUACGAU